GACCAGUUUCUCGCCCCUCUCUAUGUUAACAGUUUUCCUUCUCCAGGACUCGGGCUGACGCCUAGCAGAGCUGGGGUACUGCGCAUUGUGCAGUAGGGCAACGGCGACGCAAGCCUUGCCCCAGUAGGCACCGCUAUGUCUUGCAGUCGUCACUACACUGCGCCAGUGUCCAACAACUACGCAAGGAUUCGGCAUUCUUGGCUCCACACACAGCGCCGUCCUCUAGGAGGCCUAAGAACCCGGGAAGACCGGCGCAGACAGACCAUCUCACAGCGAAGCCAGGCGCCUGAUGCUACCCAGCAGGCUGUGCCUACAACUCCCAUCAUGCUCCACGGAUGACUGCGCAGAUCCUCGCAGAAUAACCGACAGCUCAUCUUGUCACCUGUGCUCACAUUUUUCUUAAUAGAGUUCCUUGGAGUGUCCUUGGCUUUUUUCCAGAGCCUUGCAACCCCAGAAACAAAAGCACAACCGGCUGAAUCGCCAAGCUUCCCGAAGAGGUGUGGCUUCAGGACCGGAAGAAGCUCCUGUUCCCAAGGGAACACCGCGCGCCUAGGCGCCUGCUCUGCAACUGAUGCUCCGGCUGAGACAGAAGCUGCCAGGUCCCCUAACUUGUAGAGGGGGCUCUGCGCCGGACAAGGAAUCUUUCCUAUGGAGGCGUAGAGAAGUCUGAGGCACCACAUUCCCAUCCCACAGGCGGAUCGGCAAAUAUUGAAAAAUUUAACGAUACCCAGUGUUGGUAAGAAAACAAAAGAAUUGAAAGUCUCACCUACUGUUGAUAGAAAGCCCUACCCAAACUGGACGUAACCAAGCAAGCAAACAAAAACAGUGGGUUUUUUUUCAUAACUUCAAAUUAUGGAAAAAUAUGACAAUGAUCUGACUUCAGAUAAAGAUUUAGUUGGUUUGUAAAUAUUUGAAUCUCAUUAUGGGAUUGCUAGACAGACUUUCAGGCUUGCUUGGCCUGAGGAAAAAGGAGGUUCAUGUUUUGUGCCUUGGGCUAGAUAACAGUGGCAAAACAACAAUCAUUAACAAACUGAAGCCUUCCAAUGCUCAGUCUCAAGAUAUAGUUCCUACUAUCGGAUUCAGCAUAGAGAAGUUCAAGUCAUCCAGUUUGUCUUUUACAGUGUUUGAUAUGUCAGGUCAAGGGAGAUACAGAAAUCUAUGGGAACACUAUUAUAAAGAAGGACAAGCCAUUAUUUUUGUUAUUGAUAGUAGUGAUAAAUUAAGAAUGGUUGUGGCUAAAGAAGAACUUGAUACUCUUCUGAAUCAUCCAGAUAUUAAACAUCGUCGAAUUCCAAUCUUAUUCUUUGCAAACAAAAUGGAUCUUAGAGAUGCAGUGACAUCUGUAAAAGUAUCUCAAUUGCUGUGCUUAGAGAACAUCAAAGAUAAACCAUGGCAUAUUUGUGCUAGUGAUGCCAUAAAAGGAGAAGGAUUGCAAGAAGGUGUAGACUGGCUUCAAGAUCAGAUCCAAGGUGCGAAGACAUGAAAAGAUAGCAUCUGAAAUCCUCAACAGUUUUGCAUUCAAUGAAUAUGUCAAAGGCAGACUGAAUAAAUUUGUUAAAAGAUGUAUAUGUAUUCAAGAAUAUGACAUUCUCCUUGCAUUUAUGGAUUCUAAAUGAGCUUUUGAAGAACAGAGUAUAUCAAGCAUGCUAAUCUGGCCACUAAUUAUAUGAAAACUAAAUCUUCCCUCAAAAGGACUCCGUAGAUGAAAUAACUUCUUGGUAAAGGUUUAUAUUUGAUUGUAAUUAGAAUGUUUUUAAAGUGUUACAAGCCAUCUCAGUUUCCCAUUAUGAUUUAUACCGUGUUUAAUGUAAUUUUGUUUUGUAAUUGUUUUACAAAUUUAGUUUAUGGUACUACUUUUUGGCAUGAAUUGUACUAGUGUAAAAAAUUUAAAUAUUUAUAAGUGACCAUGGGUGAUUAAUAUAUAUUAAAAUUUUACUAUGUGUUACUAUCAGUAAAAAAAAUACAGUGUACCAAAUAGUGUGCUUUGUUUAUACUGAGAAGAAUAAUGCUAUGUUAAUGCUAUUUGGUGUUUUACUGUCCAGCCUUUAUACAUGGUCUGAGACUAAGUUAAACUGAAUUUAUUUAUUCAUUGUACAUUGAACAUUCCUAUAUCUACUAGUCAGGCAUGGUCGUAGGCACUAGUGAUGCAAGAUAAGAUAUUCUUUAUCUUUACAGAGCUUAAAAUAUAGAGGGAGAAUUGGAGAACCUUUUUAUACAUGUUACAUAAUUUUAUUAACUGAAUGAAAAUAUUGCAUCUUCAGAUUAAGGUAAUAAAAAUGAAUUAAUGUUUGACUUUACUAAGUAUUAUAAUUUUCUUGCUUUUUCCCUUAAAAUGCUUCUGUUAGUCAGCUUUCUGUUACUGUAAGAAAAAAAAUAGUACCUGAGAUAAUCACCUUUUAAAAAAGUUUAUUUUGGCUCACAGUUUUGGAGUUUUCAAUCUGUGGUCAGCCCCAUUGCUUUUGAGCUCUGAUGAGGUAGGAGCAUGUUGUGUAGGAAGCUACUUACCUCCCGGUAGCUGAGAAACAAAGAGAAGAAGAAAAGGGACUAGGGUCACAGUAUCCCCUUUAAUGGCAUAGCCAAAAUGAUCUAAUGUCUUUCCACUGGAAACUACUUCCUAAAGGUUUUACCUGGUCUUAAUUGUUUUCUUUGUGGCUGGGACAAAAUAUCUGACACCCACAACUCAAGGAAGAAGGGGUUUAUUUUGGCUCACAGUUUGUAGAGGUUUCAGCCACAGUCUCUGUUGGCUCCAAGGAAAGGUGAUGCUGGGAUUCAGAA
Messenger RNA from Heterocephalus glaber (naked mole-rat), 2775 nucleotides. RefSeq names its product ARF like GTPase 6 (gene Arl6). Gene Ontology annotation, molecular function: GTPase activity; GTP binding. The record is from RefSeq and is a predicted model, not a curated record. NCBI's taxonomy places the organism in Eukaryota, Metazoa, Chordata, Mammalia, Rodentia, Bathyergidae.